Messenger RNA from Cydia splendana, 3923 nucleotides. RefSeq names its product polycomb protein Scm (gene Scm). Gene Ontology annotation, cellular component: nucleus. The record is from RefSeq and is a predicted model, not a curated record. Bases 200 to 2122 code for a protein of 640 amino acids. Lineage: Eukaryota; Metazoa; Arthropoda; Insecta; Lepidoptera; Tortricidae. Gene Ontology annotation, biological process: negative regulation of DNA-templated transcription. The transcript is spliced from 5 exons. Gene Ontology annotation, molecular function: chromatin binding; histone binding; zinc ion binding.
UUUUCUGGCAACGUUUAAAAAAGAUCUAUCAUGGCCGUUUGUAGAACGGCGUCAUAAAUACUAUCUGUUUAUUUGUGCGAAAUAGUGAUUUCUCCUUAUUAUAGUGUUUUUCAGUGGCAAGCAUUGAUAUCAUGUGAUUAGUGAUAUAUUGUAAAGCUGCGAAUGUGCGAUAAUGUAUUGAGAAUCAUAUCGCGUAACGAUGUCAAACAAUACAGUUGGCUCAUCGGGGCCAGCUCCCGGCAAAAUACGUGGACCUGGAAGACCACCGAAACGUACCUGCACUUGGUGCGCUGAAAGUAAGACGCCUCUCAAGUACGUUUGGCCGACAGAAAACAGUAAAAAAGAGUUUUGUUCGGAAACGUGUCUAUCAGAAUUCAGGCAAGCGUAUAGCAAAGGCGCCUGCCUUCAUUGCGAUACGGUUAUUCGAGGUAAUGCUCCCUCAAACAGUAAGAACUUUUGUUCUACGUACUGUUUAAAUAAAUAUCAAAAGAAAAAUGAAAAACGGACGACCUCUCCUCACUCCGGCAACGGAGCCAACGGCUCCGAAAAUCAUUCUAAUAACAACACAACUGGAACUUUCUAUGAUAUUUACCAGACUUUCGAUUGGGCGGAAUAUAUGAAAGAGACCAAUAGUACGGCUGCGCCGCAGGAAUGUUUCAAACAAGCACCAGUGCCACCUGAUAAUGAUUUCAAAAUCAAUAUGAAGCUCGAGGCUCUGGAUCCGCGCAACUUGACAUCGACGUGUAUCGCGAGCGUAGUCGGCGUGCUCGGACCGCGGCUGCGGCUGCGGCUCGACGGCAGCGACAACAAGAACGACUUCUGGCGGCUCGUGGACGCGGGCGACAUACAUCCAAUUGGACAUUGUGAGAAAAAUGAAGGCAUGCUACAACCUCCUCUAGGUUUUCGAAUGAACGCAAGCAGCUGGCCAAUGUUUUUACUCAAAACACUGAAUGGGGCAGAGAUGGCCCCGGCAAAGGUGUUCCAACCUGAGCCUCCAACUCCCAAAUCAAAUCUGUUUGUAGUUGGACAGAAGCUAGAAGCAGUAGAUAAAAAAAAUCCUCAGCUCAUUUGCUGUGCAACAAUUGGGGCUGUAAGAAAUGACCAGAUCCAUGUUAACUUUGAUGGCUGGAGGGGAGCAUUUGAUUACUGGUGUAAAUAUGAUUCAAGAGAUAUAUUCCCUGUUGGCUGGUGUGCCAGGGCUGGCCAUCCAUUGCAGCCACCAGGGCAGAAAAGUGCUACUACACCAUCCAGGUUUAAGUUCCGAACCAGUGGAAUACCAAAUCCAGCCUUACCAGAAGGUGGCUCCACUGGGGCUGGUAAUUCUACUACUAUCACAUCAACACCUGCGGCAACUGUGAGGUUGCAUAUCCGCAGUGGCUGCUCCGGGGGCAGCAGUUCCUUGCCCAGUGUGAUCUCAGGCUCCGGGCCGUCCGGGGCUGCAGAGGCUUUAGCUAAAGACUUGCUCAGUGUUCAUCCUGACCCUCAGAGGUUGACACGGGCUAUACUAACAGCAUCUAGUAGCUAUUCAAAUAUAAAUAAUGUACAGGUUUCAACAGGGAGUAAGAAUUACACAGUAAAAGUGCCAUCAGAACUAUCAACUGAUGAGUUGAAGAAUUGGCUGAAAGCUGUGUGCGAGGGACUGAACUGUUGCUUGGGGAUGAUAGAGAUAGAUUCAGGAGAUGCUGCAGGCCGGUCCUGUCAGUUGUGUGGGGAGUCGCCUUCAGAGAGUGUUUCUACGGCUGUCAAGAGGACUACAAGUGACGGAGGGUCGGCGGCGGGCAGCAGCGGCGGCAAGCUGGCGCGCGUGUCGGCGGCGGGCUGGGGCGUGGCGUCGUCCACCACGGGCGCGCCGCCGUGCAGCGCGGGCGCGCCGCCGCCGCCGGGCGCGGGCGCGGCGCCGGCGGACUGGUCGGUGGAGGACGUCAUCGGCUUCAUCGCCGCCGCCGACCCCGCGCUCGCCGCGCACGCCGACCUCUUCCGGAAACAUGAAAUCGAUGGAAAGGCGUUACUACUUCUCAAUUCAGACAUGAUGAUGAAGUAUAUGGGUUUAAAGCUUGGCCCAGCUCUAAAAAUCUGUAAUUUAGUAUCAAAAAUAAAAAAUCGCCGGCAUUAUAGCACCUAGACUUACAAUAAGCCACUCUUAGAGUUUGAAACUAUGAGUUUCCUAAGUUUUAUAAGUAUUAAGUACUUACAUGCAUUUCAACUAUAAAUGCUUCGCCUAAAGUUUCAGUUUCACCUGAAUCUCAGCAUUUUAAAUUAUCUUGUGUAGAUGUAAAAGACAUUGCUGCUACGAGAUUAUAGUGACAGAAAUAUAAUGGUUUUUCAUUGUUAAUUGAUAUUACACUUAUUUAAUUGAGUUACUGUUUCACGUAUCCAGCCGAAAAUUAUGUACCUACACAUAAAGGAAGAUUUGAUGAACUGUAAAGGCCUUUUUAUCACACAAAAAAAAGGUUAUUCUCAGUUUCUUUGCUGUAGAAUCUCCAGGCAAAAAAUGUGUACCUACCUACAGGUCUUUACCCAUAGGUAUAUAAUUAUUUUAUGGUUGAAAACACUUGUAAUGAAUUACUUUAAAAAUUUAAUUAUUAUUGGAUAAUUUACAUUUAUUUUGUGAAUUUAUCUACUUAGUCAUGUAUAUAAAUGAGUUAUAUUAAAUGCAUUUAAUGUAGUUAGUACUCAUCUUGCAUAAUCAAAAGAUGUAUUGCAAUGUUUAAUAUUUCUGACUAUUAGGUAAGUACUUGAAAUUGUAUGUAUAUACUAACUGUUAUGUUAUUGGCUAGUCGAGCGUAUGCUAUUUGCCAGAAUCAUAGUUCAUAAGUUCAUGCAGAUUUUGAAUUUCAGUAAAUACAGUGUACAGAAAGUUUAUUGUAGAUUAGGGUCUUAGUGCCUUUCACCAUUUAGGUGGGUUUAAAGAUAUCCACAAUGUUAACCAUGGAAAUUAAAGACAUGUAAGCGCUCAAGGACACCAAUAAAUGUAGCUGUGAUUUAAUAAUACAAAUGCAGAAUUUUUCAAUAUUCUUAUUGUGUCAAAUAAUAUCGCUUCCAAUGUUGACCUAGCGCCCCGUUGUACUGUAUUACUUUAUGUUCCUUCCCGAUAUCAUAACUAGAAUAUAAAUGACAUAAUAGUAUUUUAAAUUUAAACUGUCGUAAGUCACACUGACACUAUUUAACUACUACAGUUUAUAAAGUUGCGCGUCGCGGUCGCGGUCGCCGUUCGAAACUUGCAACUGUAGUAGUGGAAUAGUAAAAAUCUAAAGCUAUGCUUUGUAUAUCUAUGAUAUUUAAUUAUAAUUUGCCAUUUUGAAGUUGUAAUUAACAUUAAUAUUUAAAUAUUUCACCAUGUGAUAUUUCCAUGUUAUCUGUUAUCGUGAUAAAUGAUUAAAAAUAUUAGAAUAAUGUUGAUUUAUUCAUUACGUGAUGUAUACUUUUUAAGUUUUGUCAUGACAUGAUAACUACUAAGCCCGAAAAUUUAUAUAUAAAGCCUGUACUGUUGUUGUAUAUAUAUAUUUGGUAUUAUAAUGUUAUUUUCCCGGCGUAUCGUAUGUGUAGGAGAAGUCCGAUUUAUUUUAAGAUACCUAGGUAUUUCCUUAAUUAUACUUUUUAAUGGGCAACUUAAAGUAUAUGUUUGUGAUAUCCGCGUGAUGUGUCGACUGAGUAAACGUCCUAUUUGGUUUAUAAAGCUCAUCAUAACAUAAUGUAGGUAAAUAGAAAAGCAAUAAAAUUAUCCAUAUAUGUAUAAUUCAAGGUAUUGGGUGUUUGCCUAUGAUUGUGUGUAUAUAUUAGGACACCAUGUAAAACCAUAGAAAUUGAUGAAAUCUCGAGGCAAAUUCUUUUACAUAUUUUAUUACAGUAGAAACUAAAUUUAUUUUAUGUACAUAAGCGAAUUAAAUACAACAUUGUAUAAAUAAAUAAAUCUAAAGUGCGAA